AUGGAUAUGUUGAAGCCGCCGCCAUCAUUGUCGUUUACCGGCGACAUUGCCGAAAAUUACAAAAGAUUUAAGCAAAGAUAUCAGUUAUAUGUGAAAGCGUCAGGAGCUGAUGUAAAAUUGGAUGAUGAGGGACAAAUAGCAUUAUUUCUUCACACAAUAGGUGACGAGGUAAUACAAAUAUAUAAUACUUUUGAUUUAACCUCUUCUACAAAGUUCGAUGACCUAAUAAAGAAAUUUGAUAAUUAUUUCAUACCACAGAAAAAUGAGUCUAUGAAUAGACAUAUUUUCUUCAGUAGAGUUAUGAAGGAAGACGAAUGUAUCGACGAUUACGUAACAGAAUUACGUAUAUUGAGCAAUGAUUGUAAUUUCGAGUCACUGCGAGACAGUUUAAUAAGGGACCAGAUUAUUCGAGGAAUAAGAGAAAAGAGCCUACGUGAAAGAUUAUUAAAAGAGCAUGGUCUUGAUCUAAAUAAAUGUAUACAAAUAUGUAAAACGUUCGAAAUAACUUGUAUACAGAUGCAGAAAUUUGAAAAAGAGAAAAUAGAGGUAGCAGAAAUAAAGAAAAGCAGUAAGUAUGAGUACAACAAGAGCCAGACAAAGGGAAAAAGUCAAACAGCACAAGGUAGACAAGCUGAGGUAUCAAUACAUAAUGCAAGAUGUAUUAAGGAAAAAGAAAUAGAGGCACAGGUAGGUAUGAUUAUAGAAAAUAUUCCAGUUAAAUCUUGUAGAUUAGAAGAAAUUAAGAAAGAAACAGAAAAUGACAGGGAAUUUAAGUUAUUAAAAAAAUAUAUUAUAGAAGGAUGGCCAGAUAAUAUAGAGAAAGUACCAGACAGUUUGAGAGAUUAUUGUACAUUCAAAGAAGAACUUUUUGUAUAUGAUGAUUUAAUAUUUAAAAAUAACUGUGUAGUAAUACCAAUGUCAAUGAGACAAAAUAUGCUUGAACAGUUACACUACAAUCAUUUAGGUAUUGAAAAAUGCAAGGCUAGAGCUAGAUCAUGUAUAUUUUGGCCUCAUAUGAAUAAAGAGAUAGAAAAUAAGGUACAGAAUUGUAAUACAUGUUGUAGAUUUAAAAAACGUAAUAGUAAAGAACCUAUGACCAUAAGAGACAUGCCUCAUAAGCCAUGGUCAGUUUUAGGAAGUGAUGUUUUUUAUUAUAAGGAAAAGCCAUUUCUAAUUAUUGUAGAUCAUUACAGUAAAUACUUUGAAAUUAUAAGUUUAAGUAAUUUAUCUGCAGAAGUAACAAUUGCUGCAUUUAAAUCAGUAUUUGCUAGAUUUGGUAUUCCUGAUAUUUUAUAUUCGGAUAAUGGUACAAAUUUUUGUAAUCAAAAGUUUAGAGAAUUUACAAAAAAUUGGAAUUUUACUCACAGAACUAGUAGUCCUACAUUUCCUCAGUCAAAUGGUCUUGCUGAGAGAUAUGUGCAAACGGUUAAAAAUUUGUUUAAAAAAGCUGAUUAUGAAAAGAAAGACAAGUAUUUAGCAUUAUUAGAGUACAGAAACACUCCUAAAGUAGAAAUGGAGAAUAAAACUCCUUCUGAAUUGUUAAUGAAUAGAAAUGUUCAAGGUUUAUUACCACAAUAUUCAUGUCCAAUUUCGAUGACAUAA
Achroia grisella is the source of this 1602-nucleotide messenger RNA. RefSeq lists its product as uncharacterized. The record is from RefSeq and is a predicted model, not a curated record. Gene Ontology annotation, molecular function: nucleic acid binding. Gene Ontology annotation, biological process: DNA integration. The transcript has 3 exons. The coding region runs from base 1 to 1602 and encodes 533 amino acids. NCBI's taxonomy places the organism in Eukaryota, Metazoa, Arthropoda, Insecta, Lepidoptera, Pyralidae.